This is a messenger RNA of Aspergillus pseudonomiae, 2160 nucleotides long. RefSeq names its product putative Melibiase subfamily. Gene Ontology annotation, biological process: carbohydrate catabolic process. The coding region runs from base 1 to 2160 and encodes 719 amino acids. Gene Ontology annotation, molecular function: alpha-galactosidase activity. The record is from RefSeq and is a predicted model, not a curated record. NCBI's taxonomy places the organism in Eukaryota, Fungi, Ascomycota, Eurotiomycetes, Eurotiales, Aspergillaceae. The transcript has a single exon.
AUGGCCCUCCCUAAGACCAUUACACUACAAAGCGACGUUUUGCGUGUCAGUGUCUUCGUUGAUGAACAAGGGUCUGCUUUCCUGAAGGAAGUGAUUCCCUUACCUGGUUCUUCUCGGCCGUCGGUAUCAAAAUACUUUACUAAUUCAUACGCACCGCUGGUAGAACUGCGGCUGGCCGGUGAAGGCACCGCAAAGCAUAAAUCAUCCAAGUGUCUGAUAGCCACAUAUGUGGGGACCCGGCUACGUUACCAAUCGCAUGAGAUCAAGCAACAAGCGGAUACCCAUACCCUGGACGUUACAUUAAGAGACUCCGCCUUUGGGGUGACAGCAAUUGCGCACCUGAUACUCUACCCGAGUACUUGUGUGCUCCGUGCGACAAGCACAAUCCGAAAUGACAGUGACAUGGACAUCGUGGUGACACAGCUGAGCUCCUUGGUCCUGGGUGGACUAACAACUGGUGCAGAGAAAUGGUGGUCUGACUACGUUCUUGCAGUCCCCAAUAAUUCAUGGUUCAGAGAGGCACAAUGGAUCGAUCACGAUCUACCCAGCUUGGGUCUAGACGACUACGGCGUGUAUGGACAUCCUGAAGAAUAUGCAGCUAGCUUAGGUCACUAUUCGGUUUCUAACCGCGGAACCUUCUCAACAGAAGGCCAUUUGCCUAUGGGCCUUUUGAAGCGUACUGACAAUGCUGAAACAUGGCUUUGGCAGGUUGAAAACAAUGGUUCCUGGCGCUGGGAAGUCGGUGACUGGAAAGACAGCGUGUAUCUAGCUACUGGCGGUCCGGUUGAGACCGAUCAUGAUUGGAGACAAAGGCUCUCUCCCGGACAAGAAUUCACUACCGUGCCUGUGGCUUUAUGCCAUGUCUUAGGGAACUAUGAACAUGCAUUUGCCGAGAUGACCCGUUACCGACGACAGAUGCGGCAGAAACACGAGGAUCAUGAGACAUUGCCCAUCAUCUUCAAUGACUACAUGAAUUGUCUUAUGGGUGACCCUACUGACGAAAAGAUUCUGGCGCUCGUCGACCCCGUAGUCCGAGCUGGAGCUGAAUACUUUGUUAUCGACGCUGGCUGGUAUGCUGAUGAUUCGGGCUGGUGGGAUGAUGUCGGGUUGUGGGAACCUUCGAAGAAGCGCUUUCCUACGGGAUUCAGGGAACUACUUUUGCACUUGAAAACACAAGGCCUUACUCCAGGCCUCUGGAUUGAGCCAGAAGUCAUUGGCGUACGCAGCGUUGUCGCGAAACAGUUACCGUAUGAAGCGUUCUUUCAGCGAAAUGGCCAGCGCAUCGUUGAAAAAGGACGUUAUCAGCUAGACUUUCGUCACGCGGCGGUCCAGAAACAUAUGAAUGUUGUUAUGCACAGACUAGUCAGCGAAUAUGGCGUGGGUUACUUUAAAUUCGACUAUAAUAUCGAAGUCACUCAGGGUACAGACAUCAACUGUUCAAGUGCGGGAUCUGGUCAAUUAGAUCACAAUCGGGCGUAUCUGCACUGGGUCAACGAUCUGCAUGACCGGUAUCCUGACCUGGUCAUUGAAAAUUGCUCGAGUGGCGCUCAGCGAAUGGAUUAUGCUAUGUUGGCUGUCCAUGCUUUGCAAUCAACUAGCGACCAACAAGAUCCCGGUCGUUACGCAGCAAUUGCUGCCGCUCUUCCAACAGCUGUUACCCCCGAGCAAGGUGCUGUUUGGGCAUACCCUCAACCAGAGUGGGAUGACGAAACUAAUGCGAUGACGGUGGUUAAUAGUCUUCUCGGCCGCGUACAUCUAAGCGGACGGCUAGACAAACUUAGCCCGCACCAGUUUCAGCUUAUCAAACAAGGUAUGGAUGUCUACCGUACAAUUCGCGCUGAUCUAAGGAUGGCUACUGCUUUCUGGCCUCUCGGCCUUCCUCGUUGGCAUGACGAGUGGGUCGCAUUAGGCAUGGCAGUGCCUACGUCGGACAUUCGUGAUUCAGGCGCUCACUAUUUAGCUGUCUGGAGACGAGGAGGUCCAGACAGUAUUGAGCUACCGAUUAAUACUCUUUCUGGGCGUCCUGUAAGGACAGAACUGCUUUAUCCUGCUACCUUUCCCUGUGAGAUCUCAUGGGAGCUCGCGCAGGGAAUACUUCACAUCCGGAUGCCAUUGAAGACCUCUGCCCGUUUACUGAAACUCACGAGUGGCGAUAUUUAA